This is a messenger RNA of Nothoprocta perdicaria, 5056 nucleotides long. It is a transcript of the gene SEMA3E, whose product is annotated as semaphorin 3E. The coding region runs from base 375 to 2702 and encodes 775 amino acids. Lineage: Eukaryota; Metazoa; Chordata; Aves; Tinamiformes; Tinamidae. Gene Ontology annotation, biological process: semaphorin-plexin signaling pathway; positive regulation of cell migration; negative chemotaxis. The transcript has 17 exons. The record is from RefSeq and is a predicted model, not a curated record. Gene Ontology annotation, molecular function: chemorepellent activity; semaphorin receptor binding.
UCCUCUCUUCCCUCCUUCUCUGAAUGAAUUGCCUUGCAGGAGGGACUGAAAAUACGGCUUCUUCCUGAAUCCACUGGCAGAGUCACUAAGAGAGCUCAAGACACAACACUGCAGAGUAAUGCCUGGGAAUGUCCUCGCACUUUAUAAACAGUUGUCCUAGGGAGGGAAUAUUUUUACAUGACAUUUGCGCAGCUUGACAAUGACCAGCUGAGCCUGGGCAUCUCCGAGCAGCUCUGCAUUUCCCAUAGAGAUACCCCACAAACUGACCAAAGGGAGCAAUCCAUCUACUCUGGGAAAGCAGAAGUGCAACUUGGAUCCUUAAAAAACAAACAAACAGGAGCAGUUAAGAGCACAAGAAUUUGAUCUUGGCCAGGAUGGCAUCUGCCCAGGACCUUUUCAUCCUGGCACUGUGUGGCUUCUUACUAGACUUCCCGGCUGGAUGUCACGCAACAGAUACGAGGCAGCCAAGGCUGCGGCUGUCACAUAAAGAGCUCUGGGAUUUAAAUAGGACGUCAGUCUUUCACAGCCCAUUUGGAUAUCUGGGUCUUCACAUCAUGCUGCUGGAUGAGUAUCAAGAGCGACUAUUUGUGGGAGGAAGAGACCUCUUGUAUUCCCUCAGCUUGGAUAGAGUCAGUGACAACUACAGAGAGAUUCAUUGGCCUAGUACACCUCUGCAGGCAGAAGAAUGUAUAAUCAAGGGAAGAGAUGCUGAUGAAUGUGCAAAUUACAUCCGUGUCCUUCAUCGAUACAACAGAACACAUCUUCUGGCUUGUGGAACAGGAGCUUUUGAUCCACUCUGUACAUUUAUUAGAGCUGGACAUUCAUCAGAGGAUCAUCUGUUUCAACUGGAAUCGCACAAAUUUGAGAGAGGACGAGGCAGGUGCCCUUUUGACCCCAGUUCUUCCUUCACCUCCAUCUUAAUUGGUGGUGAACUUUUUACUGGACUGUACAGUGACUACUGGGGAAGAGAUGCUGCUCUAUUUCAUACUAUGAAUCGUAUGUCACAUAUUCGAACUGAACCGGAUAAUGAACGUCUUUUGAAAGAACCAAAAUUUGUUGGCUCAUACAUGAUUCCUGACAAUGAGGACCACGAUGAUAACAAAGUAUAUUUCUUCUUCACUGAAAAAGCAUUAGAGGCAGAGACGAGCACUCAUGCCAUCUAUACCAGAGUAGGACGUGUGUGUGCGAAUGAUAUGGGAGGACAACGGAUGCUGGUGAAUAAGUGGAGCACUUUCCUCAAAACCAGGCUAGUCUGCUCUGUGCCAGGGAGAAAUGGAAUUGAUACACAUUUUGAUGAAUUAGAGGAUGUGUUUUUGCUACAAACUCGGGAUAACAAAAACCCAGUGAUAUUUGGACUCUUCAACACUACAAGCAAUAUAUUUAGAGGAUAUGCUAUAUGUGUCUACCAUAUGGCAAGUGUUCGAGCAGCUUUCAAUGGACCAUAUGCUCAUAAAGAAGGACCAGAAUACCAUUGGGCUUUAUAUGAAGGAAAAGUACCUUAUCCUAGACCUGGUUCAUGUGCCAGCAAAGUAAAUGGUGGUCUGUACACUACCACCAAAGACUAUCCUGACGAAGCUGUCCAUUUUGCAAGGAGUCAUCCACUGAUGUAUCAGCCUAUCAAGCCUGUUCAUAAGAGACCAAUACUAGUUAAAACAGAUGGAAAGUACAAUCUUAAGCAAAUAGCAGUGGACAGAGUGGAAGCUGAAGAUGGGCAAUAUGAUGUCUUGUUUAUUGGUACAGAUAAUGGAGUUGUGCUGAAAGUCAUUACAAUUUACAAUCAAGAGACAGAAUCAAUGGAAGAAGUGAUUCUUGAAGAGCUUCAAGUAUUCAAGGAGCCAGUUCCCAUUAUUUCUAUGGAAAUCUCUUCAAAAAGGCAACAGCUCUAUGUUGGGUCUGAGUCAGUCAUAGCACAAGUCAAGUUCCAUCAGUGUGACCUGUACGGUACAGCCUGUGCCGACUGCUGUCUUGCUCGAGAUCCUUAUUGUGCUUGGGAUGGCAUAUCUUGUUCCCGAUAUUAUCCUACAGGAAUUCAGGCAAAGAGACGUUUCCGCAGACAAGAUGUUCGACAUGGAAAUGCAGCACAGCAGUGCUUUGGCCAGCAGUUCAUUGGUGAAGUCAUGGAGAAGACCGAGGAGCGACUGGUUUAUGGGAUCGAAUCCAACAGCACUCUCCUGGAAUGUACCCCAAGAACUUUGCAAGCAAAAGUAAUCUGGUUUGUCCAGCGAGCACAUGACACUAAAAAGGAAGAGGUGAAGACAGAUGAUAGAAUAAUCAAAAUGGACCUUGGCCUCUUAUUUCUGAAGCUGCACCGACUGGAUGAAGGGACCUAUUUUUGUCAGACAGUGGAACACAGCAUUGUUCACACUGUCAGGAAAAUCACCCUGGAAAUAGUCGAGGAAGAACGUGUAGAUGAAAUGUUCAAUAAAGACUACGAGGAGGAGAUGCCUCACAAAAUGCCAUGCCCAAUCCAGAGCAGUAUACCUCAGACAUCAAAGCCAUGGUACAAGGAGUUUCUUCAACUAAUUGGUUACAGCAACUUCCAGAGAGUUGAAGAAUAUUGUGAAAAAGUGUGGUGUACGGAUAAGAAGAGAAAAAAGCUGAAAAUGUCUCCUUCCAAGUGGAAAUAUGCCAACCCACAGGAGAAGAAGGCAAGGCUCAGGCCAGAGCAUUAUCGAUUGCCAAGGAAUAUAGCUGACUCUUGAUAGACAAAAUCCAUCUAUUAUUACUGUGAGCAUUUUUAUUUGGACUUAAGAAAGAGGGGUUAAACAGUCUUGGUUUUGGUAAAUGACACAGGUUUAUAUAUAUAACAUAUUGGGACUAAAAACAGAAAUGUUAUGGUAAGUUAUACUGUACAUUCUCAAUGACUGUUUAGAAAGAAGCAUUUUAAACAGAAUCCUUCUAGUUCUAAAUAGGUCAGCACAGUCAGAGUUUCACAUUAAGGACGUGACAAUCUUCAGACUUUGAGUGCUUUAAUUAAUCUCCUAUGUGGACCAUACCUCUGCUGUAUAUUGUUGCAUCUAAUGCUAUAUUUAAGCACGUUCAAAUAGCUAACUGUUCAUGAACAGAUGAAAAAUAUAAUGUAUAUCUUUUCUUGGUUUCACAAAUUUCUCAUGUUUGUGAAGGCAGCACAUCCUAAUAUCUCUCCUUUUGAUUGUGACCUGUCUGAAUUUAUCACUGAUAAUAAUGACAUGUGUUAAUAUGGUGUACUGCUCUUUCUAAAGAUAAUGAAGGGAAAUUCCCUUCCCACAUUUAUUUGUCUUACCAGACAUUUAUGAAGCACAGUGUACUGUCAACUGUCAUGGCUAAUAAUAUUGCCUAAAAACUUAUGUAAGCUAAAUGCAUGCUGACAACACAAACAAUGCAAUUUGUCAACAUAUCUGUAUAAAAAGUUGGAAUAAUGUUUUAGAUAGCAAACAUGACUAUUGUAACGAACAUUGCCUUAGCAAGGACAUGAUUUAAGCGAGCGCCCUCUCGUGGCAAAACAAAGCAUUUCUAAAACUGCCAUUUAUUUUCUCAAGAAAUGUGUGGAGUUAAGGGUUACCCAGAGCCACAAGGGGGGGUUGCUUUCAACACACACUUGUAACCAUGCACUAAAUUCACGGUCUUGGAAGGCAGCGUUUGGAGUCACUUAAGGUGGUAAGACAGCAUAUGAAGUAGAGCUUUCUGUUGUUAAUAGGCUUUGAGGGUAAAAUGCAGCCAUAAAAGGUUCUAACGUAGAUUAAGAACAUCAUUCUGUUUAAAAUGCAUCUGUGUUUUCGACUGUUUCACAGUCUAAUACAGGAAAAUCUUUUCCUGAUACGUGAUAUCUGGUCAGAAGAGCAGCUUUGUUGCUCUUGUGMCUGAUCACAGAAAAGGAGAUCAAAGAGCUACAAGUCACUUCAUAUCUACAUUUAUCAAGACUUAAAAAAAGAAAAUAAAUAAAUCUCAAUUUAUGUACAAGAAACCAGGUGUAUAAAACUCAGACAACCCAGCAUUUUACUACUAAAGAUACUUGGGAAACAUGAUAGCAUAAUAUGAAGUGGAAAUGAAAGACAAAAAAAGAAAAAAAGAAAAAAUAUGAGUUGCCUACUCAGUUAAGAUUGAAAGUAGAGUAAGUAUUCUAGUAUGUUUAUAAUUUACCAAACAUAUAUUCAGAGGAUUCACCACCCAUGAAGAGAAUUUCACGUCCAAACAGAAUUGGGAAUUAGUGGGAGUUUUAGUCCUCAGAAUAUACAGGAUACUAGCCUAGUGUUUUCAGUACACACAGGAUGUGUGCAAGAGGGUCUGACUGUGUUUCUGAGUUGCUUUCAGGAGCACUGACCUUUGCUGCCUUCCACAAGAGCCGAAAAUACUUUAGUGUUCAAAGUGCCAGCAACAGCACAGAAGAGAAAACGGAGCAUCACCUUGGAUCACUAUAACAGUAGAUAAACCUUUCAGACAUCCAGUUGUGUCAAGGAAACUCCACUUAUCUGAGGGCUUGUUGUUUUAUCUUGUGCUUCUCUUAACUAGAAUGACUGUCUGGGAGAUGGGGAUGGACGUUGUGAGUAGCCUUGCAUGAAUUCAUCCAGCUGGUAACCUCUGCCUGACACAGGACGCUGGAUAAAUUAAGUUUCCAGUGCCAGCUUAAAGGAAUGUAGUUGGAGUUAGGAUCCUGUCUUUAUUUAGUUAUAAGGCAAGGGCUAACACUGAAGGCUGUAGCAGGGAGAAGAAUCUCUGCAGAACCAGCAUUCCCAGUUGAUGAUACUUGACCCCAUAUAUCACUCACAUCACUGGUGCAAAACUGUUGAAACAUCAUUGAAAUUCUCUUCUGGUAAAGACUACUUCUUUUCAACAGGUAUAAAUUUUAAUUUUCUUCGUUCAUUUAUUAGUAUGUAGUGCCAAAUAUGUCACGGCUGGAAUAUUAGAAAGAAACAAAAGAUCCUCUCCCUGAAGAAACAAACAUAAUUUUGUUUCAUGCUCUGACAUUGCAGGUGGAAAUCAUGUGAUAUGCAAAUCAGGAUUCCUAAUUUAAUAUGAGAUCAUUUAUUUUUAGCUCCUUAUCCCUUCAGUGGUUACGUGUGGAGAACUGCAUUAAGUU